AGUCAGGAAGCUGAAGCACUUUUCUAAUGAACCCUACACGGGAGAUUAUUUACUCUUUCUCUUAUGGUAUUUUCUCAAAAAUCCAUACGUAAUUUAACUCCACUCUGACUUCACGACCCAGUGGAAUCAUGGCAGUGUUUGAAAACUGUACUGUAGUGUUAGAUGUGAAGAAUGUCCCUUAUAAAGAGAAGAAUAAGCUGAGAUUGGCUCUUCUGGAUAAUGGAGGAAACAUAUCUUAUGUCAUCAACAAAGAGUGCUCUUUUGUAGUCACUAGCAGUGUGAAUGAGCUGAGCAGUAACCGGCAGAGCAGCAUACAGAAGCUCCGGAUCCCAGUGGUUGGGAUGCAGUAUGUGUGGAGCUGUCUGGACGAAGGGCAUCUCCUGCCUUUGACAGAGCAUGAUUUGGCCCCACAGCUGGCUUACCCCACCUCUGAAUUCAUCUCUUGUCCAGAGGGAAAAGUGUCAACCCACAUACAAGAAAAAGAGGAGUUCAAAGGUCAGACUGAGAUAGCUGCUCUUGAGAAGGGCGGACACAGUCUUAGCAGGUUCAGAGUUUACAGAGGCGGCGACCAUGAGCUGCCUGAAUUUCCUUCUCAUUUUCAAGUGGCCAAGUAUUCUGUUUUUGAGAUGGUCAAACCCAAGACUUUGUCUGUGUUGGAGCUGCAGAGUGGCAGAGGACGAAAAGGCCAGCAGUAUCGUGUGUUGUCUUCAAUCUUGCAUGAAGCUGAGAGCGCAGUGGUGCAGGACAAGCUUGUGCACUGCGUGACAUCUGAGGAUGCUGUGGAAGCGUAUCUGCUGCUGAUGAAGGAGAUGGAGACACAGGGAUUCACAAGGUCUCACACCCUUCCUCCUGAGGUUGAACGAUUGGCGUCUCACAGCCUGCAGCAGCUUCUUUUGGAGGAGAAGCUGAACUGUAGCUCAUUAUCCCAGGAAGUUGGCGUCUUUGUGGAGCUGGUUUGGACCGAAGCUCUCGGAUCCCUUAGUAACAUCCUGACAGUCCCUGUCUCCAGAAUCAGCCUUAAUGAUGUGAGCAGGGUGGAGGGAUUGUUACUGCAGGCACAAAAGACUCAGAAAGAGGAUGAAGUCAAGGCCCUGCUUGAGGAGGUCAACACGCUUCUACCCCUCAGAAUGAUCGAUCCUCCUUCCAAACACAAGCUUGUGUCUCAGAAACUAGAUCUUUGUCAGCUAAUAAGAGACAUUUUGAAUGUGAGUGAAGCCACUCUGGGAAGCCCCUCGCCCUCGUCUCUGGGAAAGUAUCGAGCUCUGAGGUGCAGCAUUGAGGUUGUUCCACCACAAAACCCUGAGUUUCAUGUUGUCUCUCAACUGCUUCAUGAAAGGCCUGUUCAGAUUCAGCAGAUUCUGCGCGUAAGCAGAGGGGUGGAGCUUCAAAUGUUUUGGGAGGAUAUAGGCAACAUUAAGCCUCUCCUUCACUCCACUAGUCCCAGUAGUUUUGUUGGAAUACUGUCACGAGGUCUACUGCUGCCCAGAGUUGGAGUCGAACAGCAUGGAAUUGAGAGGACGGAUAUCGGGAAUCUUGGAGGAGGAAUCUACUUCAGUGACUCUUUAAACACUAGUGUGAAAUACUCCAAGCCCAGUGUGACUGACGGCUCUCGAUUGUUGUUGGUGUGUGAAGUGGCGUUGGGCCGGUGCAAAGACCUGCUGAAGAAAGACACCACUUUGACCUGUGCCCCUGACGGCUACCACAGUGUACAUGGAGUCCACCGCACGCCCAACAGGCUCUCUGAAUUUGAGGAUGAUGAGUUUGUUGUCUAUAACACAGAGCAGAUCAGACUGAAGUAUGUGGUUCAGUACACUCUGGAGGGAGACGAGUUAAAGGAGUUCCAGCCUCAUGUCAACACAGUUGUGGAGCUCACACAGCUCACUGACACAUCUGACGUCUUGUCCAGUGAUGACAGUGAGGGUUUGGAGUCUACUAAAAACCCUCUGGAAGAGAUGACUGCAGGUUUGCUGGACAGCAAUGGUCAGAAAAUUCCUCUUCAGGCCGUCAAUGUGAGGUGCAAGCUGAUGGACCUGCUGUGUCAGGUGAUAAUUUUUCAGACCUACACAAACAAGAGUCCUGUUCCCAUUGAAGCAAAGUACGUCUUUCCCCUGGAGGAGACGGCAGCAGUGUGUGGAUUUGAAGCCUUUAUCAAUGGAAAACACGUUAUUGGAAAGGUAAAGGAAAAAGAGCAGGCUCGUAAGGAGUAUAAGCAAGCCAUAGAGAAGGGUCAUGGAGCCUACCUGAUGGACCAGGAUGCACCUGAUGUAUUCACUAUCAGCGUGGGGAACCUUCCUCCUGGAGCCACAGUUUUGAUCAAGGUGACGUUCAUCACUGAGUUGGUGGUGAGAUCAGGCUCUAUAGUCUUCUCAUUGGCUGGCAGCGUAGCACCAUGGCAACAGAGUGCCGCCCUUAAUACGACAACUCAGGCAACUGUUGAAAAGAUUGGUGUGACGGAGCUUCAGUCAGAGGGGGAGUUUUCUCUGUCUAUGUCCAUCGAAAUGCCUUACGAGAUCAUCAACUUAAGUUCUUCACACCGCAUCAAAACCAAGAUGACCGACUGUAAGGCAGUGGUCAGCACAUUACCGGGACAGACUCUUGGAUCUGAAGGGUUACAGGUGUCCUUCAGUCUUUCUAAUAUCCACAUGCCCAGGAUGUGGGUCGAGAACCAUCCGGAUAAAUAUAGUCAGGCCUGCAUGCUGGUGUUUUAUCCAGACUUUAAGUCAAGCGGGGUUUCCAGCUCUGGAGAUCCGUCCAGUGUGAGCGAUGUGGUGAUUCUGCUGGACUCCUCCAAGUCCAUGCAGGGAGACGCCAUGCUGAACGCCCGCAGGAUUGCCCUUCAAGUCCUGAAAUCUCUGGACCGCUCACUGAAGAUCAACAUCAUCUCUUUCAGCACUGAUUACAAGGAAGCUUUUCCUGCACCAAUGCCUUUAGAUGAAGCAUCUGAACCAGCCAGAAAAUUUAUUAUGUCCUGUAGUGGCGCUGGUGGCGGCACUGAGCUGUGGCGACCUCUCCAGAGCCUGAGCCUGCUGUCUCCCUCCCGGGGCGUGAGGAACAUCCUGCUACUCUCUGAUGGACAUGUUCAGAACCAGCCUCUGACCCUAGAGCUGGUCCGAGAAAACUCCCGCCACACGCGCCUCUUCACCUGUGGACUCAGCUUGACAGCUAAUCGGCAUAUGCUCAGAGCUUUGGCUCAAGCAGGAGGAGGAACAUGUGAAUUUUUUGACACAAAGAUGAAACACACUUGGGCUGAGAAGGUCCGCGCUCAGGUUCAGCGUAUGGAGUCUCCAGGCUGCAGAUCAGUGGCAGUGAAGUGGCAGCAGUUUAAUCCCACAGCGCCUCCUCCUGUUCAAGCCCCCUCACAGCUUCACAGCCUCUUCAGUGACUGUCACACUCUCAUAUACGGCUUUGUGCCGCACUGCACUCAGGCCACUCUGUUUGGAGAUUUGAGUGGGAAUGAGAUCAAAACAAUGGUUUCAACCACAGAACUACAAAAGACGAAAGGAACUUUCCUUCACAAGUUAACAGCAAGAGCGAUCAUCAGAGACUAUGAAGAUGGCAUUUUAGGCAACAGUGAAGCAGAACAUGAGGGGAAGAAAGCAGAGCUGAAGUCCUACAUCAUUGAGCUCAGUAAAGAGUUCUCCAUCUUGUCCCAGUUCACAAGCUUUGUCGCCAUCGAAGAGAGGGAGCAGAAUGAGCCCGACAGUGGAUGGACAGAUAUUCCUAAACUCAUAUCAGAAGAGGAUGUGGAUAUUUUGCCAUAUAUGGGCUGGAGUGAAGAGAAGCUCAUGGUUGAGGACAUUAUUUGUGCUGAUAAUAUGGAUUCAGAGGAAUGGCGCAGUAGCGGCUCCACAUCUCCUGUCCAGUUGUUUUCAGCUAAACGGGCUGCUAAACGAUUAUAUUAUGAUGCAAAUGAUUCAGAGGAUGACUAUGAGGAUCCAAUUGAGGAUUUUGAAAUGGACUUAUCUGCAGCUCUCCCUCGUUCUUGCUUCAGAAGCAGCUGGCGUCCUUCACGUUUUGACGGUGCUAUUCGCGGUUCUUCUAGUUCUUAUGUAAGUGAUCCGAAGUCGGUUCUUCUUGCAUCAGAGGAACCUACUGGUGGUGUCUCAAUGAGUGAUAGACUUCCUCCUCCCACUGUAGCCUCAAAGUCUCUUAACUUUCAAAUUCACUGUUACAAUGAGUCAGUAGAAUCUCUCUCCUCAAAUUAUAACCUUGCAUCACAGACAGAAGUGACUCCUAUAGUAAGGACAAUGGAACCUCCCUCCGGCGCUCGCUGGAUGUCUCCUCGUCCUUCUGGUGGUGCCUUGAUGUCCAAAUCUGGCUCCAUGAGUGACAGGCUUCCUCCUCCACCUCCCCCUCCCCCUGCCGCCAAGGUUGCCUCCUCAGUCCCGCCUCCCCUUCAUAUUUCUGAAUCAGUGGACUCUCUCCUCUGUGAAACUUAUGCUGAUGGCCUUCCCCUAGCGCUGGAACUUGAAGGCCCAACUCCUCCUCUCUUUGCAGGUCCUCCUCCAAAUCUUAGUCUUGCUUCUGAUCCGUUCUUAUCUUCCAGGGCCCCUCCUCCAGCUCCUCUUUUUGGCAGGCCGAGCACAUCUUUUUCAAUGGUGAAAUUCCCUGCCGUUCAAUGUCUCUCACAGAUCCAGCGUGACGCCUCAACUCCCCCUAUCUUUGAAGGUCGUACUUUUCCUCCUCGUCUUGCAUCUAAGCAGUACUCGCCUAUCACUCCUAGUUAUUCUCUGGGAUCUUUUUGUGGCAAGGCUUCCCGUGAAUCUAGUGUCCUUCAAAGUACGAAUGAGCCGUUGAGCCUUUUUGGUUCCUCAUCCUCUGGACUUUAUGAAGCACCUCGUCAAGAACAAACACAACUAACGCAACCAGCGGCAAACAUCUACAGCAGCAAAAAAUGGAGCAAACCACCACAACCACUAUACACUGUGACAUCUGCACAAUCAACAAAAAGGGCUGAUCCUCAUUUUCAACUAAGGACUCAACAUUUCACAAAACCUCGUGACGUCUUGAAUCUGUCUGACACCGUUGCCUGGAAGGAGCUGUUUGAGCUUCAACAUGAGGAUGGAUACUGGGAGUGCACUGAGAGACUGAGCAGCUUCCUCAACCUGGACGUAGACUUUUUUGCCAAUGUCUUCCUUCAGGAGAAAGGCAUUCGUUCCUUUGGUGUGAAGGCUCAUGCUGAAGUUUUGAGGCUGGUGGCGACUCUGCUGGUGCUGCAGCUGAUCCGGGUGAAGAAGCUGGCAGUGGGACAGUUGCUUGAGUCUCUCCUCCGGCUGAAAGAGUCUCAGGAGCCCAGACCGAUGCACUGGGAGGCCGUGAAGAGGGCCGUGGACUGGGCCUGUCGGACAGACAGACAGUAUCCUUGUGUGUGCAGCAGGCUGGAGAUCGGCCGGGAUUGGGAAUCAGCUACACGUCAGCUGCUGGGCUGUGAUUCUCCACACCCAUAUUCCCCUCUCAAACCUGUUCUGGAGAGACGUGCGUGUGUAUCAGUCAUGUAGAAACUGAACACACUCUUCCCCCCCUUCUUCAUUUACAGUUGCUGCUUGCUUGUUGCAAAAAAAGCUUUCUAGCCUUUAAGUAGCAUUAACAAUAUAUUUAGACACUUUUGAACUAUAAGCUUUUAACUCAAUAGAUUAACUUUUUUUUUACUAGACAUUUUUUCAGUUACUUUUAAUCAAGUGUAGUAGUAAAUUUCUCCUCAAGUUUACAUUGAUGACCUACAGUACAUUAGUAGUUGUUCUGCUAGGACAUCACAUUAUCUAUGAUUAUUAAGCAGUAUGUUGAUUCAUCAUUUAAAAAGAAAUAAAUCUAUUUGUCAAAUGUUUUGUUGAUGUGUGUGCUUGUGCUGUCUUUCUUUUAAGUAAAUUUAAAUAAAUAUAUUGUUUGUUACAUGUUGGUGCCUCAAGGACCUGCACACACAGUCCCAGAAAAGCUGUUGCCUCCUGUUAUGUGUAAUAAUAAUCCAUCCUACUAAUGGACUUUUUCUGGAUUAAUCUUUUUUUUUUUUACUUUUUUUUUUUUUUUUACACAAGUUAAAACAGCAUGGGAUGAUUAUUAGAAGAAUCAUGUUUAUUCCUUGGGAAUUACUCAUCAAGCAACUUAUAAUUAGCCCUCUGCAAUUUUUUUUUUGUAUUAUUUUUUUUUAUGUAAUUUCAAAUAUAAGUCAAAUAAUUGCGCAAAAAAAAUAUUACUGGGUUGUUAAAAAAUAUUACUGGAUUAAAAUGUUUUGUUUAGCUCUGCCUGUUUUCAUCUGUCAGUAAAAUAUUACUGGGUUAUAAUGUCUUUGUUUAGCUCUGCCUGUUUUCAUCUGUCAGUAAAAUAAUGUCUCAUUCAGUGAAAGGCUGUCAAAGUAACUUUACUGCUGUGGCAAGAACUCCAUCAAAUGCUGUUCUAAGGAUUCUUGACUAUUUAUUCUACUCUUGUAAAAAAAAAAAAAAUGUCUUGUCACCCGAUUCAUUUAAUUAAUAAUAUUCUAUAAAUUAAUGAUCUGUACUUGUAGAAAUCCCUCUUUAAAUUGUAUUUUUUUAUGA
Messenger RNA from Pimephales promelas (fathead minnow), 6530 nucleotides. The record is from RefSeq and is a predicted model, not a curated record. Lineage: Eukaryota; Metazoa; Chordata; Actinopteri; Cypriniformes; Leuciscidae.